CCGCGACGCGACGACGGGCGACGAUGCCGCGCGCGACCGUCCUCGCCGGGUCGUACGAGCGCUUCGUCUUCGGCUACGCGCACGCGCGCGGCGCCGCGAGCGACGCGAGCGACGGCGCGACGACGACGACGCUCGCGAAGCGCUUCACCGUGGACGCGCACCUCGCGAGCGUCAAGGCGGUCGCGUGCGCGGGCGGACUCGCGGCGAGCGGGGGGAGCGAUGACUUGAUACGAGUGUAUCACUGCGACGCGUCGGGGGCGAUGGCGGACCUGGGGACGUGCGUGGGACACGGAGGGGACGCGCGGGCGCUGGAAUUUUACGCGCCGCGCGGGUACGCGCCGACGCGACUGCUGUCGGGAGGCGCGGACGGCGCGCUGAUGGUGUGGGACGCGAGCGAUAAUUUUGAAUUGUUGAAAACGAUGCGGGCGCAUCGGGGAGGGGUGUGCGCGAUCAGCGCGCAUCGGAGCGGGAAGGUGGCGCUGACGAGCGGGUGCGACGCGCACGUGGCGAUGUGGGACAUGCGAAGGGGACGCGUGGCGUAUAAGUUUAAGACGCCGGAACGCGUGGAGGGGUUGGCGUUCACGUGUGAUGGGUCGGAAUACGUGAGUAGACUGACGCAGAAGAUCACGCUGACGGAUGUUGAGGCGGGGAGCGUGGUGACGUCGUUCACGACGCCGGCGAAGACGUUGACGUUUGACGCGCGCGGGCGAAUGGUGUACGUCGGGUGCGAGGGCGGUGACGUGCUCGUGUACGACGCGCGCAUGGCGGCGAAGGAGGGAGCGGUGAGUCGCAUUGCCAAGGCACAUCCGCAACGCGUGCGCGGAUUGGCGAUCACUUCGGCCAAGGGUGACGAGACCGUGGGAGACUCUGGGCCGAGCGCGCUCGUCACCGCCGGUUCCGAAGGCGUCGUGCGCGCGUGGGAUUUGCGUCGCGCCUCUGGGCCGCGCGACGAAAACCCAGGAACUCCCGUCGCCGAGAUCAACUCUGGUGCUCGAUACACGUGCUUAUGCGCGAUGCCAGCGGAGACUGUACCGGACGCACCAAAGCCAAAGUUGCCCGCGCCGAAGCCGCGCGCCGACGCGCCGGCGAAGAAGCAGGCGGACAAAAGCUCAAAGGUUUCGACAUCCAAAGACAACAAACCCGCGUCAUCGAAGCGACAUGAUAUGAAGCAAAAGAAGCGUCCAGAUAUCGGUGGCGACGAUGACUUCGAAGUCGUUCCCGAAGAGCACGAGCCCGCGGCGAAACGCGAGCCGAGUCGGUUUGAUUCCGACUCUGACGGCGACGCGCCGUACGCGAAGCCUGCCGGCGGCAAGAAGCGGCAGAAACAGCGUCAAGGACCGGCGUACGAAAAGACAGCCACGUCAGCUCGUCGCAAGGCGAACAAUAUUAAGCACAAGAAACGUAGAUAG
This is a messenger RNA of Ostreococcus lucimarinus CCE9901, 1409 nucleotides long. RefSeq lists its product with no specific name. Bases 24 to 1409 code for a protein of 461 amino acids. The transcript has a single exon. Lineage: Eukaryota; Viridiplantae; Chlorophyta; Mamiellophyceae; Mamiellales; Bathycoccaceae. The record is from RefSeq and is a predicted model, not a curated record. Gene Ontology annotation, molecular function: protein binding.